AUGGAUAACACAGUUCCUUCUAAAUUAGAUAAGGUACAGUUUUCCUUUUAUACCUCAGAAGAAGCAAGAGCACUCAGCCAUCACCAAAUCACAGAAAGUUUGGCAUAUGACGAAAAAAAAGUCCCUCUAAAAGGUGGUCUUUAUGACCAAGCUAUGGGCGUCUCACCCCAUUCCAAUAUUCAAUGUCAAACCUGUGGCUGGGAAGCAAGUGGAUGCCAAGGACACAUCGGACAUAUCGAGCUUGCUGCGCCCAUCUACAACCCAUUUCUCUUCGAAAUCGCUUAUAAAUUGAUGAAGUCCAAGUGCUCAUCUUGCCACAGGCUCCGAAUUCCACACAAUAAAUCAAUCCAUCUCAUAUACAAGUUCAUGCUCCUUAACAAAGGCAGACUCAAAGACUCAAUAGAAGUUGACGAGAAAUUGUCAGAAAAAAUCGUUAGGGACAAAAGCAUUCAAGAAUUCAGACAUCUGAGAUCGGCACUUAUUGAGAAAAAAAGAGACUAUGAAAAUGACUUAAAAGUUGCAGUCACAAUGGGAGAAAAACUGAGAACUUCAACCUAUGCAAAGCUAAAAGGCGAGUUAAGCGGAAAAGUCUGGAAAAAUGUGGUGGCAAAUAUAUGCCCACAUUGUAAUGCAAAGCAGCUAAAAAUCACAAAAGAAGGACACACAAAGAUAUUCAGGCAUCCUUUGAAAGAAAAGUAAAAUUUAUGUAGAGACCAGAGGGGACAAAACUUGAAGAGCAAUAAAAAAGAAAAAAUAGAAACAACAGCGACCCUGUUGUGUGCAUGGCAAGUGAGAGAGGAGCUCAGACUGAUGCGAAUUCAUGAUAAAGACUUAUUGACUUUAUUUUUUAACAGCCAAAUAAUUGACCAAAUGUUUCAAGAUGUGCUGCUUGUGCCUCCAAAUAGAUUUCGACCUGAAAGUCAGAUCGCUGAAAGUGAUUCCUAUUUGCAUGUACAAACAGUGGCUUUACAAAAAAUUUAUUUACUCCCCCCCCCUCCGUGAGUGAACAAAAAAAUUUGUGUUCACUCACGGAGGGGGGUUAAUUUUUUUUUUUAAAAAAAUUUAUAUAUAAAUUUUAUAAAAAAUAUUUUUUUUUCGAAAUUUAAAAAAAUCCUAAUUCGCAAAAAUUGGAAAGCAAAUAUUAAUUCAAUUUGCAAAAUUUAUGUUUUAAAAGCAAUUCGUUUAAAAUUAAACAGAAUUAGCUCUAUAUUUCAUUAUACUAAUUAUCAUUUAUAUAUCAAAAUUUUUUUUCCAUAAAAAUUUUUCUAUUAAAAAAAUUUUUGUUCACUCACGGAGGGUGGGGGUUUUUGGGCAAAAAAUAGCGAUUUUUCUAAUGGUUUUGUUCACUCACGGAGGGGGGGGAGUUAGUAAAUGAAAAGCUAAUUCAAGCUCAGGCAACUCGAAAAGAGGAAGAAAUCAUCAAUUCGUGGACAGAGCUACAGAAUACUGUCAAUAUUUUUAUGGAUUCUUCUAUAUCGACAAGGCAUCAAGACAAAGAUUUAGCAGGGCUAAGACAGCUUAUAGAAAAAAAAGAAGGAUUAUUUAGGAUGAAAAUGAUGGGAAAAAGAGUAAACUAUGCAGCUAGAAGUGUGAUUUCUCCAGAUCCUUAUAUUGAUACUAAUGAAAUCGGGAUCCCUGUAGUUUUCGCUAAAAAAUUGACUUUUCCAGAAUUCGUCAGAGAAGAGAAUGUUGACUUUUUACGAAAACUUGUGGAAAAUGGCCCACAUGUGCAUCCGGGAGCUAAUAUGAUUGAGGACAGAGAAGGCAGAAAAAUGGUUCUUGACAAGUUCGACCAAAAACAGUUAAAGGCAAUUGCAAGAACUCUUUUAACUGGAGGCCCCGGCAAAAUCGUAUACAGGCACUUACACAACGGAGACAUGCUGAUUGUAAAUAGGCAGCCUACUUUACACAAACCAGGCAUGAUGGCUCACAGAGCAAGAGUUCUCCCUCAGCAAAACACAAUCAGAAUGCAUUAUUCCAACUGCAAUACUUAUAAUGCUGAUUUUGAUGGCGACGAAAUCAAUUUGCAUUUCCCUCAAUCCCACGUUGCAAGAUCAGAAGCCAAAAAUAUUGCUUCAACUGAUUAUCAAUAUACAGCCCCAACAAGUGGAAAACCUCUCAGAGGGCUUAUUCAGGAUCACGUUGACAGUGGAGUUUUAAUGACAUCAAGGGACACACUAUUAGAAAGAGACGAAUAUUUGCAGCUUGUGUAUUGUGCUACUUCAAAUCUGAAUAUUUCAUUUCAGAUUCCUCCUUGCAUUAUUAAGCCUAGAAUGAUGUGGUCUGGAAAACAAGUGAUUUCGACCAUCAUCCAAGCUUUAGUACAGGGAAAAUCUCAGCUGAAUUUGGAUGAAAAAUGUAAAGUGCCUGGAAAACUUUGGGGUUCGAGAGGAUUUGAAGAAGAAAGAUUGAUUAUUAGACAAGGGUACAUAUGUACAGGAGUUAUUGAUAAAAAUCAUAUUGGAAGCACGGAGUUUGGAAUGGUUCAUGCGUAUCAUGAACUUUAUGGAGAAUCAAUGGCAUCUCAGCUGCUUACUUCUUUAGGAAAAGUGCUGACUCAAUAUUUACAAAUGGUUGGGUUUACUUGUAAUAUGGAUGAUUUAUUCUUAACACCUACAACUAACAAAGAUAGAGAUAAAUGGAUUGCGUCUAUUCAGCAAGAAACUAUUAAAUAUGCCUACACACUUAUACUCCCUUAUAUUUUUUUAAAAUAAUUUUUUUAUAAUUUAUAUAUAAUUAUUUUUUAAAAAUAAUCAAAUAAAGAAGCUAGAGGACUUGCUCCCCCAAGCCCAGAUGAAGAAGAGUUUAAAACUCAUGAGAAGCUUCUUAGAGAAUUGGAAACUUAUAUGCUAGCGUCUCCAAAUAAUCCUCGAGAUCUCGAUAUCAGAAUGAUUUCUCUAUUAAACAAUUCCGCUUCAAAAACGCAAUCAAGAUCUCUUCCUGAUGGACUUGUGAAAAAAUUCCCGAAAAAUUGUUUUUCUACUAUGGUUACAACUGGUGCCAAAGGAAGCAUGGUUAACCAUAAUCAAUGCUCUUUUAUGCUUGGGCAGCAAGAACUUGAAGGGAGAAGGGUCCCUCUGACAAUUGUAGGAAGAUCCCUACCAAGUUUUGCUCCAUAUGAUCCUAAUCCAAGAGCUGGAGGGUUUAUUUUUGAUAGGUUCCUCACAGGGAUUAAGCCUCAAGAAUAUUAUUUUCAUUGCAUGGCUGGCAGAGAAGGACUGGUUGAUACUGCAGUCAAAACAUCCAGAAGUGGAUAUCUGCAAAGAUGCUUGAUUAAAGGGCUAGAAGGUCUCAUAGUAGGAUACGACUACUCAGUAAGGGAUAGUGACAGUUCAAUUGUCCAAUUUUUAUAUGGAGAAGAUUGUAUAGAUCCAACCAAAAACAAAUAUGUUCAAAAUUUUGAAUUUUUGAACUCCAAUGCUGAAGCUUUACUUCGGAAAUAUAAAUAUGAUGAAGCAAAAGAAAAAUUGGACUUAAGCAGAUUUAAAGAUAUCAAAAAUGAAGAUUUCUCGAGCCCAUUUCUGACUGCAUUGCACACAUAUAGCCCAGUUACUCCAGGAGCACUACCAAAUAAGAUGUUUGAACUAUAUGAUCAAUUUUUAGAGGAUAAAAAAACAUUAAGAAAAAGCAAUCCUACAGUGAAAAGAAUAUCAAGAACUAAGUUUUCAUCGUUAUUAUCCUUAAAAUAUAUGAGAAGCAUUGUAGAACCUGGUGAAUGUGUUGGAAUCAUUGCAUCACAGUCUAUUGGAGAGCCUUCAACCCAGCUGACACUCAACACUUUCCAUCUUGCUGGUCACGGAGGUGCUAACGUUACUUUGGGUAUUCCCCGUCUGAGAGAAAUCUUAAUGACUGCUUCAGCAAAUAUAAAAACUCCAACUAUGACGCUGCCAUUCCUCCAAGGUAUUGAGAAAGCUCAUCAGCUGAAAAAUAAGCUCCAAAGAAUAAAUUUUAAAGACCUCCUAACCCAGAUAAAGAUCCAUGAAAAAAUUCUCCCAAAUCUCAACAAGAGAAUUUAUGACGUUAAAAUUUUCCUUGAGCCAAAAGAAACUAUAAAAGAAGAGCUUGGGAUAUCAUGGCGGACAAUUUCUAAAAAGGUCGAGAACAUUCUUUCUUAUAACUUAGAUGCAGCCAUUGCUGGAAAAAUCAGAAAAUCAGAUGCGAAAUCUGAAAUUAUGUUCCAAGAAAAGGAAGAAAUUUCUAAACGUGAUGAAGAAGUUCCUGAAAUUCCUAAACAGAAAAGGAAAGGCAGUGAAGAUGAAAUUGGUGAAGAUGAAGGACAUUUAGCAGCAAAAGUGAAAAACCAGAAGCAGGAAAUAAGAACUUAUGAUGACGAUUUUGAUGAAGAAGACAAAGAUAACAUGGAUAUUUGGUCAAGCAUAGGUCGCAACCAGACACCCCCACCCCCCCAAUAAGGGAACCCCACCCCCCCCCCCUAGAAAUGGUACCCCCACCCCCCUUUCACAGAUGGCACCCCCACCCCCCCUCUCGGGUUUAUCCUAUAGAAGUAUUUGAUAGGAAAUAAGCAGAAUAAAUUAAACAUAACCCAAUUAAAACACUAUAUUUUUAAAUUAAGUCCACAAAUUACUUUAUAUUUAUGAUUAAUUAAUAAAUUUAAAUUAACUAGCAAUUAAUUAGAAAAUAUAUUAAAUUUGCUUUUUAUAUUUAUAGAUAUAGCUCAUACACCUUUAUAGAUUUCUUUAUCGAGCAAAAUGUAUUGGACUAUUGAACGAGGAAAAACAGAGUCUCUCAAAGAGAUGAGCUCAAUCUCCAUAUCAGAAAGUGCUAAAAAGUGACAUGUCAAAGAAUGGUAACAAGUGUGAAAAAAGUUGACAAGUAAACGCGCCAAUUUUUUUAAAAAUGGCGUUAUUAUUAAAAUAAGAUAUGAACCUUAAAAUUUGAAAAUGAAAAGGGGGGACUUACCGAGCGAACAGUUGCAUAGGUCUCCAAGUGAUAUAACUCUAGUUAGUAUAUCAUGCAAAAUCUCCAGUAGGAUUUUGACUUAAGCAAUUAUAAAGAUGGAGUCCAUUAUUGAAGAAAUUGCAUAUGAACUUUAAAAUUGAAAAUGGAAAGGGGGGAAUUACCAAGGCAACCACUCAAUAGGUCUCUAAGAACUAGUGCUUCAGUUAGCAUAUCGCGUAAAAACUCCAGUAGGAUUUUGACUUAUGAUAGUUUUCAAGAUGGUGCCUAUUGUAGAGAAAUAGGACUUGUAGUUGAAAAAUUGAAAUCGUAAUGGGGGACUUACUGAGGAACCACUCAAUAGGUCCCUAAGAACUAGUGCUUCAGCAAGCAUAUCGCGUAAAAACUCCAGUAGGAUUUUGACUUAUGAUAGGUUUCAAGAUGGUGCCUAUUGUGGAGAAAUAGGACUUGUAGUUGGAAAAUUGGAAUCACAAUGGGGGAACUUACCGAAGCAACCACUUAAUAGGUCUCCAAGUGCUGUAGCUUUAGCCGGGAAUAUCUCGCAAAAACUCCAGUAGGAUUUUGACUUAAGCGAUUAUGUAAGUUUUAAUUAUUUUAAUAAUAAAGCCAUUUUAAAAAUUGGCGCGUUUACUUGCCAACUUUUUUCAGACUUGUCACCAUUUUUUGACAUGCUACUUUUUAACACUUCCUGAUAUAGAUAUCCAGUCCGUUCCUUUAAUAGAGUCUUCCUUGGUCUUGCACUUUCUAUUACAUUUUGCUCGAUUAAUAAAUCUAUAUCGGUGCAUGAGCUAUAUAAUGCCAAAGAUAUAGAUAAUGGCGUUAAUUAUUAAAUUAGUCAAGCACAAUACAAUAACUUGCAUUAAAUUUAUUGAUUCAUAAAUUAAAGCUAAUCUAAUGACAAUUGUAUAAGGCAGGAUUCAAUAGUGGUAAUAAAAAUAGUAUUUGCUAUUGUCAGUUUUACUUUUGGAUCUCUAAUUCGACUUUUAGCCAUUGUUCCACAAAGUUCAUAAAUAUAUGCAGGGUAUAUUGCUAAUUAAUACCAAAGAUCAUUAUUAUGCUUGCUAAAAAAUUUUUUCAGAUUUGGUGAGAGCUACUAAUUAUAGGAAAUUCUCACCCCAUUCCAUCUACUCCUUAAUCGAUUGUGCUACGCUAUGUGGAUAUUGCAUAAAUCAGUAAUUUUUAAUAUUUAAAAUAAUAAUUUAUUUAUUACAUCUGCUCUAAAUUGGCAUUUUUCAUAUAUUUUAUGCUAUAUUAUGGGGAUGGGGAUGGGGGUGGGGGUGCCAUUUUUUAGGGGGGGUGGGGGUGUAGGGUUGCUACCUGUGCUUGACCAGAUAUUGAAGCUAAAAAAACUGAUAAAAAAAAGCCAGGAAAGAAAAAAGUAGAAGAAGAGGUUUCAGACGCUGAAGAAAAAAGAUGGAAGUGGCUUACAAAAUGCCGAGCAAGCGAAAGCAAAAAUUGCAUAAUCCUCACUUUUGAAGUACCUUUGAGAAGCAAUAUAUUACUACUAAACGAAGUCGAAAAGCAGCUUGAAAUCACCUAUGUAAGAGAAGUGGAAGGAAUAGGCAACUGCCACGUCAUUGAAGAUAAAAGUGGAGGCGUUCUAAUCAACACUGAAGGAAUAAACUUCAGAGAAAUAUGGAACUAUGAUGACAAAAUAAAUUUGAAUAAAAUAAAAACAAAUGAUGUUUAUGCCAUGCUAAAGACAUAUGGCGUUGAAGCUGCUGCGAAAACAAUUACCAUGGAAAUCAAUGGAAUUUUCUCGCAUUAUGGAAUUGCGGUUGAUAAGCGCCAUCUAAACCUCAUCGCUGACUAUAUGACUUAUAAUGGAGGAUAUCGGCCAUUUAAUAGACUUGGAAUGGGAGAAAACCCAAGCCCUUUAUUGAGGAUGAGCUUUGAAACCACAAUGGGAUUUUUAUCAGAAUCUGCUGCAACAAGAGAAAUUGACACAGGGGCAUCCCCGGCAUCAUGCAUAGUUUUGGGUAAGCCUGCAAGGAUUGGAACCAACAUUAUGGACAUUUUACAAGUUUUACCUAAUAAAAGUUAA
Messenger RNA from Blepharisma stoltei, 6961 nucleotides. The record is from the annotation of a GenBank genome assembly. NCBI's taxonomy places the organism in Eukaryota, Ciliophora, Heterotrichea, Heterotrichida, Blepharismidae.